Molecule: messenger RNA, 5951 nt
Organism: Thalassophryne amazonica
Lineage: Eukaryota; Metazoa; Chordata; Actinopteri; Batrachoidiformes; Batrachoididae
Gene: antxr1c
Product: ANTXR cell adhesion molecule 1c
Exons: 18
Coding region: 367-2064 (565 amino acids)
Cellular component (GO): membrane
Molecular function (GO): signaling receptor activity
Source: RefSeq, a predicted model, not a curated record
CUGCUUCAGUUUGGACUCACAGCUCGUCCACAGCCUGGGCUGUUCUGCCUCACAGCUUCACUUAUUUUUCACAUUAAAUGCAGUUUUCAGGCCUUUUUCCCACACUGACAGUUUUGGAUUAAAAGGGCUUUUGCAUUGUUUGUUUUGUUUUGUUUUAAUUUUAUUUUCGGCGUGUGGAUUAUGAAGCGAAACCAUCCGAAACUCUUCUGAAUCACUUUUUUUUUUUUUUUUUUUUUUUAUCUGGACGGUGGAAGCUUCGCCUCCUCGCAUCCUUUUGUCCUUGUUGCAUUCCUGGGAUGUAAGAGCAUUUGGCCUUUUGUUCAUUUUGCACUUAAAACCCCACCAAGGAGCUAACGAAAAGAAAACAUGUGGCUAUUUGUGAUGAAAAGGCCUGUUUUUCUGGCUGUUUUCGGAUUAUUUUUGCUAACUUCUCGCUGUGUGAGAGCCGAACCGGAGCAGCAGGACGAAGAGGAGGAGGAGAGUUCGUGCCAGGGCGCCUUUGACUUGUAUUUUGUGCUCGAUAAGUCUGGAAGUGUGACAGAUCACUGGGACGAAAUCACAGAUUUUGUGGAGAAUUUAGCUGAGAAAUUCAAAAGUCCCAUGUUGAGGAUGUCCUUCAUAACUUUCUCCACCAGAGCGUCCAUUGUCCAGAGACUGACUGAGAAUAGAGUGGAUAUCAGAAAGGGUCUGAACACUCUGAAAAAAGAGAAACCUGGAGGGGACACAUUUAUGCAUCUUGGACUCCACAAGGCCAAUGAGCAGAUAUACCAUGAGAACCUUGGGACGGCCAGUGUUAUUAUUGCACUGACGGAUGGAGAUCUGCGGGAACAUCAGCUCAUCAGUGCACAACAAGAGGCAGAAAGAGCCAGGUCUCUGGGAGCCAUUGUCUACUGUGUUGGAGUGAAGGACUUCAAUGAGACGCAGCUAGCCACCAUUGCUGACACAAUCGAACACGUGUUUCCUGUCCUGGGUGGCUUCCACGCCCUGCGAGGAGUCAUUGAUUCAAUUAUCAAGAAAUCCUGCAUUGAAAUUUUGGCAGCGGAGCCGUCCAGUGUGUGCGCAGGAGAGUCUUUCCAAGUGGUGGUAAGAGGGAACGGUUUUCUACAUGCCAGGAACAAGAAGCAGGUGCUCUGCAGCUUCAAAAUCAAUGAAACCAUGACAGUCAAUGAGAAGCCAACCGGAGUAGAAAACACAUUCUUACUGUGUCCAGCUCCUGUCGUCAACGAGGUCGGAAAGGUGAUUUACCUCCAAGUGAGCAUGAACGACGGCCUGUCCUUCAUCAGCAGCAACGUGCACAUCACCACCACAGAGUGUUUUGACGGCACCAUUCUCCUGAUCACCCUGCUGGUGUUGUUCCUCCUGCUGGCCCUUCUCUUCAUGUGGUGGUUCUGGCCUCUCUGCUGCACUGUAGUGAUCAAAGACCCGCCCCCGCCACCUCCCCCUGAGCCAGAGUCAGAUGAUGAAGACGGCCUUCCAAAGAAGAAGUGGCCUACUGUGGAUGCCUCGUAUUACGGAGGGAGAGGAAUUGGAGGAAUAAAACGGAUGGAGGUGCGUUGGGGAGGAAAGGGCUCUACCGAGGAGGGGGCAAAGCUGGAGAAGCCUAAGAAUGCUGUCGUGAAAAUGCCGGAGCAGGAGUACGAACCCUUCGAGCCCAAGCCUAAAAAACCUCACAACAAGAAGCCGCCACAGAGCCGGAAGUGGUACAGUCCUAUCCAGGGAAAACUGGAUGCUAUCUUGGCUCUGUUCCGCCGUGGCUAUGACCAAGUCUCCCUGAUGAGACCCCGACCUGGGGAUCAUGGCCGAUGUAUCAACUUCACCAGGGUGAAAAAUGAGUCAGCAGCAGCAGCCAAGGCACCGCCUCGCGCUCCGAUCCAUGUGCCGUCACCACCGCCACCAGACUACCGCCCUGUGACCCGCACCACUCCUCCGCCUCACAGCAGCACCGCUCCUCCACCCAGAUCACCCUCAUCAGGCCAGCUACUCCCAGGACCGCCACCAUCCCGCACACCCCCAGGGCCUCCGUGUCCACCACCAUCACGUCCCCCACCCAGCCUCCAGCCCUGAGUCACACAGACGUCCUCUUGUCCAUCCGAAAAUAUACCCACUUCAUGACGCCAGACUUCUCGCUCUGUUGACCAGCUCGUUCCAUGUGAAGGCUUUGGGCCUUGCUGCCAAAGAUUCUCUGCUAUCAGCCAAAAAACCAGGACUCUAAAAUUCCCAGAUUUGUGGUCUUCAUUUCUUCCACGAGAACGUCAAGUCAAACUACAAACUAGCUGAAAUUUGACAGGAAGCAAGCAACGAGUAAAACCUUUGCAAAGGCAAACAAUUAGUAAAUGUGGUUCGUGAACUUGUUAGAACAGGUAAAGAAGUAAAAAUUGCAUUAUGAACACUGAGAAAUAAUCCAUUUUAUUGUGUUGAUAAAAUUGUCACCCAGAUAUCUGGAAUGACCAUUUUAACCUCACAAGCGGAAUCACAGGCAUGUCAAACGAUCACUCUGAAUGUCCGAGCCAAAACAGCGCCCCCUUCAAAUCGUACAUGGUCAGCCCCAUGUUACUAUUUUUUAUUAUCGUUAUUGUUGGCGAGGAAAAGUUUGCUGAUCAUGACUUUGUGGACGAUGGUAUGAUCUUCGUGAAAUCGAUGGAUAUCUUGAUUAUAGCACUUGGGAAGCUGAGUGAGGAAUGUGAGUGUUUGGGUUUGCGAUAGUCCUGGAUCAAGACUAAGAUCCAGACUUUUAAUAGGUUCCUGGAUGUGUGUCUGUAGGCAGUGAAAGUGUUGAUCUUGUAGAAACAUUUAUGUCACUGGGACCUUUGAGAUCAAGAGAUGCCUUGUAAGAGAUUAUGGAGUCAUGAGGUCGCUUGAAAUAGGUGUUUUUGUGAUGCCGAUGUCUUUGCAGGAGAGUUUAGGUCCAAGUUUUUGGGUCCUGGUGCUUCCUGUCUCACUGUAUGGUAGUGAAACUUGAUGAAACUUGGAACGCUAACCAUGAUGUCAUUAAUACUCGUUCUCGUUGGAGGAUCCUUGGGUACUGCUGGAAGGUCUUUGGGUCAAGACUCAGAUGAGGAGUUUGACUUCCCUUGUGAGGGAAGUUCAGCUACGUCGUUCUGGAGACGUGGUGUGUUUAUCUACGGAUGGAAAAAGUUAAGACACGCCCACAUUUCACCUGGCUGCAACAUAUAUAGAUGGGUACUUUGGAGAGGUGCGGAUGGACCGGUUAUCUGCUCGAGUGGUUUCCAUUCAGGACCCAAGACGGUUCCAUGGCGUCAUGGAUGCAGCAACAUGAGGCACCAUGUUAUGGGGCCGAAAUCUGCAAUACGGGGGCGCCGGUUUGGUGUUGAAAGGGCUUUUGUAAUAGUUCAAAAUGUAAUUACAGACUCGUGCAUAUCAUGUCGUAACACAAACUACAAAGUCUGAAAGAGAAAUUUUCUGUGUGUAGAAAUUUCAAUUUUCUCCUGCGUGUUUGAUCAAGUGACAUUUGACAGAAAUUCUGCAGACAAAGUUGUAAAAGUGCCUCAAAAACUAUCCACAGCCACAGCAGCCGUGGUAUUUAUUAUUUGUGCCAACAGUCUGGCAGAGUAAAUGUGCAAAGAGAAAACUUACGUAGGCACGACAAACCGAGAGAAUGGAAAAUAGAGAUGAUAGAAACAGUAGACAUUUUACUGACCUCAUUCUUUGCAUAUUUGCUGAGGUUUGUGUUAACAGGCUCAUAUUGUGUACUGUUUGUUUUAGCCCCUCCUCCCUGUGGAGAGGGGGCAUGGCAAGCCGUAGCUUCUUUCCAUUUAAAGUGACAGCUGUAGAAAUGGGUCAUUUCUGAGAGCUGAAAAUACAAAAUAUCAGUUUGUUUAAAGGAUGCCUGGUGGUCGAUGGCGGCAUUUCUGGCUGUAAAGUUUUUUGUUUGUUUUUUUUGUUUGUUUUUUGUUUUUUUUUUCCUUUAUAAAAAAUUUUUUUUAAAUUGUUGGCUCUUAGCUUGCUGAAAAUUUGAUUUUAGUCAUUUUCCACGUCGUUUAACUUGACGUUCUUCUCUCGUGCUGAAUGAGGGGUGUUAACUGGGAAAGGAUUAGACUACGUUUUGGGGGGGGGGGGGGGAUUGUUGCUGGGCAGCAAAACAUGUUAGGACCUAAAGUUUGUUCAGGAAUACUGCAGUGUUGGAAUUUUUUAAUUUGUUUUAUUUUUGCAUCGUCUUUAUCAACUACUGACUUGGACCGUUGUGAGUUGCGAGUUGAGGUUAACACUCUGCCAAACACACAAAUCUUCAAACUAAUGGAUGCUGAUGGUCCAAACCUUGGUGAAAAUUUUAUAAAGCAAUUUUUAAAAAAAAAGGACCUGAUUCAAGCGAGGCUUUUCAUUUUAUAAAAAGUUUCUCUUCACCUCUUUUUGAUAUUUCUUUUAUCAAAACACAUUUUUAACCAAACAAUUUGAUACAUGCAUGAUCAAAUUUACACAAAAGAAAUUAUCUUUUCGUGUUUGUCUGUUUUUUGAUCAUUCAGUGAUGAAAUGUUUUUAAGAAAGAUGUUUGAAAUGUGUUUUUGAAUGUUAAUGAGGGUUGUCUGUGAGACUUUGGAUUUCCUCUUUAAAAUUUUCAUGUAGUUAAUGUUCAAAUAGAAAAAUAUUUUAUAUUUGGAGGGGGGGGGUAUCUACGCACAUAUAGUCCACUGCUGGGCAACUUUUUUGGCAUUUUCAUGAAAUCAAGCGAUUGAAAUUCAGGUUACGUCUCUUUUUUAUUAUUAUUAUUAUCCUGAUGAAGUGUGCUGUACUUGGAUGCCAUUGUGUUUUGUUUGUUUGUUUGUUUGUCUACAGUUUUAUUAGCACCGGUCACAUUGCAACUGCAGGGCAGUUCAAAGAGCAUCUAAUUUAUUUUACUCCCUGAGAUAAAUAGAGGAGAGUACUUGAAUAUCGACAAGGUGUCAAGCCGCCGAGACGGACCGCGUGUACAGAAUUUUAAAGGAACUAGCCAAGAAUCAACUCCUCUGAAAACUGAAAGUGAUCCACCUCCAGGAAGCUUCAAACACUGAGUUUGGUGCCGUGUUGUUGAGGAUCAAUACUUUGAUUCCAGAGUGUUUAAAAGAGUUUGAAAGCUUGAGUACGUUUAGUAUCCAGCGCCUCUUAAAAUGUUUUGUUUUAUACUUUUAUUGUAAAUGUAGAAAUCGUUCAGUUUAUAUUCUGUCACAACGUGUUGGCGAGUCCAGUCAAUCGGCUUUUAAGGCCAUUUAUUGCAAUUCCGUGAAGUAGAAGAGCACCGAGGAGAACAAAUUCCUCAGCCAGGGAAAACUUCAUUACAUCUGCCAACUGACAGGAAGGUGGUCACAUUUCUGACUUAGAUCCCAGUCAGCUCUUUGUGACAUCAUAGGGUAACACCCAGCCGUUGAAGUAUUUGUGUAACACUCCUGUUCCACGUGGUAUGAGAAUUGGGACAAACAAAGGGUGCUGCGCUCUUCCAGUGAUAAAACCUGAAGCCUCGCCCACCGAGAAACCCUGAAUAUUUCGUGCCUUAAAUAUUUGGCAUUAGGAUAACAAUUUCAUUUCUCUGAAAAAUGGCAGAAGUUUGGAAAACUGAACAAUAAUUCCACUUCCGAAACACAGCUCUGUGCGCAGCCAGAAGUCUUGUGAAGUGGCAGAAUUGGGACAUAGUCCAGUUUCUGCAUCGAUCCUCACCUUGUCUUCAGAAAUCCACAUUUAUUCUUGUUCUUAUUGAUCAAUAUUUCAGCAACACUUAUUCCAGCACAUUCAUUCACCGACCUUUAACAUUUGUUAUUUUAUUUUUUCAUAUGAUAAAUAUCUUUCACAGCCAACAUACGAGCUGACCGCGGUACGUGUGACUCCUGGAAUAUGAUGAGCGUUGUUAUGAUUUCAUGUGUAUAAACGUCUGUACUAAAGCACAUAUGAAAGAAGAAGAAUAUCACUUUUGUUGAUUAAUGUGACGUUUUAAGAGCAUCAAUAAAGUUUUACAUCCACAGAGA